Molecule: messenger RNA, 6062 nt
Organism: Spodoptera litura
Lineage: Eukaryota; Metazoa; Arthropoda; Insecta; Lepidoptera; Noctuidae
Biological process (GO): proteolysis; DNA integration
Molecular function (GO): nucleic acid binding; aspartic-type endopeptidase activity
Source: RefSeq, a predicted model, not a curated record
CACGAAACUAGAUGGCGUUGUUAAAAUACGUCACAAUGUACAUCGCGGUGUUAAGAUUCUCCGUCGAUACACCUACCCCAUUCGAAAUUUUUGUGUUAGUUUGAGUUUGGCAUUGAUUAGCAAUAAAUUUACUAGUCCCUACAUGGACUCUCAGUGUUUCUCUCACUUACCCCCAGUGCUCGUAAAUAAAAGUACAUGGUCCUAUCGAGCCGGAUUAUAAGUGUUGAGUGCUAGUGAGUUCCAGUAGUGAAGUGAAUCUUGGCGUGGAAACCAGGGUGGAUUGCCCUGAAGCGCCGCAUACCCAAGCUGGUGUGCACAGUGAGUGGUGAGCAGUGCUGCAGCAGCAGAGUUGGCGAGCACCAGCACCAGGAGUACGGCGCAGGGCGGAGGAAUCAUCAUACGGCAUCAGCUGUGUGAGGCGCAGGGCGGAACGAGUCCGUCUGCGCGAGAGUGGAGUUUUUUCACCUGGGCAUCCCACACCCAGGAGAAGCAGUACGUCAGUGAAGUGAUAGUGCAUAGUGCGGUUUGUCGAAGAAAAAUCGUGAGUACAUUAUUGUUAUUUUAUACUGGCACGUCGGGUUUCUGAACAUAACAGAAAGUCACAUCUGAGAAGAAUUUAUCUGAACUUAUAAAAUUUAUUGUGUAUAUUAUUUGAACUUUCAUUAUUAAUUACUCAUAAUUUCUAACUACUUAUUCAUUAAUUGUUUGUGAUAUCGUGUGUCAAUAGAAUUGUAAUCGUUAUAAAAUUUUACUUUAACGGUUUGCGAUCAAUAAUUGUCUUUGGUAGAAAAAUUAGUAGUUUGGUAGAAAUUUUUAGUAGAAUUUAAAGAAACAUGGAGGCUUUAUAUAAAUUACAAAAUAACACUAAAAAUCUCAUAGAAAAAGCACAGAUUAACUUCAAAAAGGCCCCUAAGGAUAGAAUCAGUAAAAAUUAUGUAGAAACCAGACUUGAAUCUCUAGAAAAUCUGUGGAAAGACUUUGUAGCCACACAUAGAAAUAUAAUUCAGAGUGCUACGGACACUCAAGAAAAAUGUGAUAAAUAUUUUAUAGAUGAUAUUUAUGAUACCACUGAAGAAACAUACAUAUAUCAUAAAUGUCAAUUAAAGGAAAGUUUGAAUAAAUUUAGCAUUAAUUAUAGUGACGAAAAGGGUACAAAGACAAAUUUUGAUCACGCAACCACAAAUGUUAGAUUACCAAAAAUCAAUAUUCCUAAGUUUUCGGGUAGUUAUACGGAAUGGACAACAUUCAGAGAUUUAUUUACAACGUUGAUACACAAUAAUUCAAAUUUAGAAAACGUACAAAAAAUGCACUAUUUAAAAGGUUUGUUGUCUGGAGAGGCCGAGCAGCUGGUCAGGCAUGUUGCGGUCUCCUCCGACAAUUAUGAGGAAUGUUGGUCUUUGUUACAUAGCAGAUACAAUAAUAAGCGAUUUUUGUCUAACAGUUUGUUAAAACGAUUACUAAGUCAAAACAAUAUAGUAGAAUGUGCAACUAGUGUUAAAAACUUAUUGGAUACCACAAUGGAAUGCAUAAAUGGUUUAAAGAAUCUCGGUGUUGACAUCAGUACUUGGGAUACUAUUGUUAUUUACAUUGUUAGCUCGAAACUCGAUCCUGAAUCUCGAAAGCAAUGGGAAACUAAAAUUUGCUCAAGUGACGAGUUACCAGUGCUUUCAGAGUUCAGAGAUUUUUUAGAAUCCAGAUUCCGUGCUCUCGAAUUUUUAGACACCAAGGUAAUUAAGCCAAAACCUAAGGUUCACCAUGUAAUUAGUAACAACAAAUCUAGUGACAGUUGUCUAUUUUGUAAUGAAAGUCACAAAAUAGCAAAUUGUAAAAAGUUUGCACAAGAAAGUUACGAAACUCGUCAUAGCUUUGCACAAUCCAGGCGCUUGUGUUAUAAUUGUUUAAAUUCAAACCACUCCAUUAAGUUUUGUAGACAAUCGUCGUCGUGUCGUAUUUGCAAACGUAGGCAUCAUUCACUGCUUCAUCCUUCGAUGUCAAACUCCACCGAAGCUAGUAAGGGCUCAAAUACAGUUGAAUUAGUUAAAUCAGCCGUCUCAAAUGUUAAGGCAUCGUUAUUAGAAGGCGAUCCAUCGACUUCUAACAUAGUUUCGCAUUUUUCUAAAGGGUCAGUACCUACUCAAGUUUUGUUGGCUACCGCUCUUGUCGAAGCACAGACAAGAAGUGGUUCUACACAACUGCUGAGAGUGCUAUUAGAUCAAGGAUCUCAGGCUUCAUUCAUAGCAGAAUCAGCAGUGCAGCUACUUGGACUUAGGAAGAAACCGACGAAAUCGGUAAUAUCUGGUUUAGGCGGUGAGAGAAGCUCUUUUGCUUCAAAGUUCACAGUCACAAUGACUAUUCACUCACGCUUAGAUCCCAGUUUUAGUGUCCAAGUAGAAGCGUUCGUACUAGGUACCAUUACUUCGCUUUUACCCUCAGAGAAAUUAGAGCAAUCUUAUUGGCCCGAGCUACAGGGGAUAACCUUAGCUGAUCCCGAAUUCCAUAUUCCAAGUAAGAUAGAUAUCUUACUUGGUGCGGAAAUAUAUAGUAAAGUUCUAAGAGAUGGUUUAAUUCAAGGAUCACCCAACCUACCAGUAGCCCAGAAUACUGCGUUAGGAUGGAUCCUUUCUGGACAAGUCGCGUCCAACAGUAGUUCCAUUCAUUGUCAUCAUGUCAUUCAAAGCAGCUCAGAUCAGGCUGAUGACAACGCACUUUUGCGACGGUUUUGGGAAAUAGAAUCUGUUAUCCCUGAAAAGAAAAUCCUUUCAGUGGAAGAGCAGCGAUGCGAGGAUAUUUUUUCACAAACUACUAACCGUGAUGAGGAGGGUCGUUAUGUUGUUAAUCUUCCCUUUCGCGAUCUAGAUCCUCAGUGUCAAUAUGGAAGGUCAAGAGACCUAGCGAUAAAAAGGUUUAAAAUUCUUGAAAACAAGUUCAAUAGAGAGCCAUUACUUAGGGUCCGAUAUUCCGAAGUUAUAAAGGAGUAUAUUAGCCUUGGUCACAUGGUACCAGUACACGAUGAUAAACCUACAGCUGUUUAUCUACCGCAUCAUGCCGUGGUCCGUGAAGAUAAGACCACGACCAAAGUCAGAGUAGUUUUCGAUGCGUCAAUGAAAGGGGCAAAUGGGGUAUCGCUCAAUGACGAUCUUAUGGUGGGUCCCCCUUUGCAACCCCCUUUACGUCACCUCAUCAUGGCAUGGAGAAUGCACCCCAUAAGUCUUUGCGCCGAUAUUGUAAAAAUGUAUAGGCAAAUAAAGAUUUCUCCAAUGCACACGGAUUUUCAGCGAGUAGUGUGGCGCGACGAUCCAGCAGCUGAAAUAAAGGUAUACAAAUUAGUACGGGUUACGUUUGGUACAGCGUCAGCUCCUUACCUUGCAGUUAAAUGCUUACAGCAGAUUGCGGCCGAUGAAGGUCAAAGUUAUCCUGAAAUAGUCAACAUAAUUAAAAGGGAGUUUUAUGUGGAUGAUUUAAUGACAGGGUGUCAGACUGUUGAAGAAGGAUUUCACAUUUUUGAGAAAUUAACGGAGUUGCUCUCCAAAGGUCAAUUCCAACUACAGAAGUGGGUAAGCAGCUGCGACAAAUUGAACAAGAGGAUUCAAGCGUGUUCUGGAACUAAUAUACCACCGGAAGAGAAAAAGGAUAUUAAGCUGGACUCAGUCAUGAAAAUCUUAGGUAUUUCAUGGGAUCGAGAGAAUGAUGAAUUUAAAUAUUCAAUACAGCUUGAUCCUCAACAAACUCCAAUUACCAAGAGACGGGUAAUAUCCGAUAUUGCUCGUUUGUUCGAUCCACUCGGCUGGGUCGCACCUUGUAUCAUCACCGCAAAGAUCUUCAUUCAAAAGCUUUGGCUUGCGGGCCUGGAAUGGGAUGAAGAAUUGACUCCGGAACUUUCAUCAGAAUGGGAAACUUACCGCUCGAGUCUUGUGGAAACAAAGAAGUUAAGCAUUCCUAGAUGGGUUCACACGCGUUCCGAUGAUUUAAAUGUCGAGCUGCAUGGAUUUUGCGAUGCAUCGAUUGCGGCCUAUGCAGCCGUGGUGUAUGUUAGAGUCAUCGAUGCUCACAAAUCUAUCCAUGUUGGUUUGAUCACUUCUCGAACUAAAGUUGCACCAGUGAAGCAACAGUCAAUUCCGCGUUUAGAGCUGAUGGGAGCAGUAUUACUUUCCGAGCUCAUUACUGAAGUUGCUCAAGUAAUGAGAAUCGCAUCCCAUCAAAUACACGCUUGGACUGAUUCUUCAGUGGUUCUAGCAUGGCUUAGUAAGCAUCCCAGCACCUGGACAACGUUUGUUGGAAACAGAGUGUCCACCAUACUGUCUCAAAUUGACAACUCACAUUGGGCUCAUGUCCAAUCUACGCAUAAUCCUGCAGAUUUAGCAUCCAGAGGCGUGACACCACAAGAACUUGUUGGCAGCUCGCUGUGGAGUCAAGGACCCUCAUGGCUGCGUAAUGAAAUCAUCGAAUACACAAGACCAACGUCAAUCAGCACUAAGGCAGAACAAAGGUCAAUUAAGGUUCACGUCGCAACCGAAUCAUCGCAGGAAGAUCUCAUUUGGACGAGGUAUUCAUCGUUUCAAAGGUUAAUUCGGGUUAUGGGAUACUGUAGAAGAGUUUUGAGUUGGAGGAAACAGUUCAAUGGUGAAAGGAGAUUGGAAAAGUAUCUAACCAAGGAGGAAAUACUAGAAGCUACAAAAACAUGUAUAAAACUGGUUCAGAAUAAAGAGUUUUUCGAAGAAAUGAAAGACAUAAGAAAGACAGGAAGUGUGAAGGCGAAAAGCAAGCUCAAGAGUCUUUGUCCAAUUAUCGAUGAAGAAGGCAUUCUUCGAGUAAACGGACGCAUUAAUAACGCCGAUUUAGAUGAAGCUGUCAAACACCCUAUCAUACUACCGCCUAACAGUCACUUCACCGAUCUCGUAAUCGAUGAAACCCACAAAAGAACCUUGCAUGGAGGACCAACACUAAUGUUGAGCCACCUGCGUACUAAGUAUUGGAUUCCUUCUGCCAAGGCAAAGGUCAGGGCUUACGUGCACAAAUGCGUACGUUGCAAGCGGUACUCAGCGUCUGUUCAAAUCCCACUUAUGGGUCAAUUACCAUCUAGUCGAGUCACUCCUGCAAGACCGUUCCUUAACAGUGGUGUGGACUUUGCUGGUCCCAUCAACAUCCGAACCUCGAAGGGUCGAGGCCAUCAAUCAUAUAAGGGUUACAUAUGUGUCUUUGUAUGCAUGGUGACUAAGGCUAUUCAUUUAGAAGUCAUCAGUGAUUUAACGUCCCAAGGGUUUAUCGCUGGAUUUAAGAGAUUUGUAGCUCGGCGAGGUUUUGUCAGUAACAUCUGGAGCGACAAUGGAACCAAUUUUGUUGGCGCGUCCAAGGAGCUUCGGCAUUUAGUCGCUGCUGAAAAAUCUUCGGUAGCUGUAGAAAUUAGAGAGUGGUUGGGUAAUAAUUCCACAUCUUGGCAUUUCAUUCCGCCUCACUCCCCAAAUUUCGGUGGCUUAUGGGAGGCUGGUGUGAAAUCGACCAAAUUCCAUUUGAAACGUGUAAUAGGUAAUUCCACGCUCACAUUCGAAGAGAUGACAACACUUUUAGCUCAAGUAGAAGUUUGCCUAAAUUCUAGGCCGCUAUCCAUGUUACCUGAUAGUUCCUCAGAUCCUACUCCAUUAACUCCCGGUCAUUUCUUGAUAGGGGAGCCUCUGAUAACGGUGCCUGAGCGUAGUUAUGACCAAUCUAACAUUAGUAAUUUGAGACGUUGGCAAGUCACACAACGCAUGUUGCAAGAUUUUUGGAAGCGAUGGGCAGAUGAAUAUCUAGUACAUUUGUUGCAACGUUAUAAAUGGACAAAAUUUAGUCCAGAACCAAACAUAGGAGAUGUAGUCUUAGUAAAGGAGGAUAACUUGCCUCCUGCGCGUUGGCUUUUGGGAAAGAUUGAAGACAAGCAUCCUGGUUUGGAUAAAGUUACACGAGUAGUAACUUUAAAAUGUAAUGGUUCUUUGAUAAAGCGACCUACUUCAAAAUUGUGUAUUUUGCCAAUUGCAGGCUAAUGUGUGUGCUUUAUAAGUAAGUUUAAUUUUAAGGAGUGUUUUUAU